GCGGAAGCACGGAGUGGAAUGUUGAUACAUUGUUGUUGUUUUGUAGUUAAUUUAGUUCAGGGAAACAUUUCGCUUCGGUUGCAGGACGCGGGACGAGGCUCGACCUGUUGACUCCAGGACACUUUCUCAGAGUUUCUGCGCAUCCCCGACACAGAUUCCGCGUUCACAAGACAGAUUUUGAGGAGUUCUGACUAGCUGCUUGUAUGCAGGGCAUGACGACUCAUUUUAAAGCAGGCAAAGCUUUAAAGGUAAAGAAGGAGGCAGGUGAGAAUGCUCCGGCGCUUAGUGACGAUGAGCUGGUGGCCAUGUCGGUGCGAGAGCUCAACCAGCACUUGCGCGGCUUGACCAAGGAAGAUGUGGUGCGGCUGAAGCAGCGGCGGCGCACGCUCAAGAACCGCGGAUACGCUGCCAGCUGCCGCAUCAAGCGUGUCACGCAGAAGGAGGAGCUUGAGCGCCAAAAGACGGAGCUGCAACAAGAAGUGGACAAGCUGGCUCGAGAAAACGCCAGCAUGCGUCUGGAGCUGGACGCGCUUCGAGCUAAAUACGAGGCCCUGCAGUGCUUCGCCCGGACUGUCACCCGUGGGCCGCCCGGUAAAGUCGCUGCUACCAGCGUCAUCACGAUUGUCAAGUCUGCCAAUCACAGCCCGAGCUCCGCCCCCUUUUCGGCACAAUCGUAGUGCUGGCUGACAGUGCCAACCUGGUCCAAUCUGGCUCUGAAUCCAGACUGAAUCUGAGAUGCUUGGUGUUCAGACUGACGGGACGGCUGAGGCCUUCAUCUGCGUGACUACAACAAGCUGCAUUCAUUUCCUUUCAUGUUUUCUCUUUUUCUUUACACAUACACAAAAUACAUUUAUAUUGUCUGUGCACUGUGCUAGAAUGUCCGGCACCGGCAGGGCACGACGACCGCUAUUUCCACAGGCUGAGAGUUAGCAGAGAUGAGCACUUGUUGAAGGAGAUACUUGAUUUAUGACAUGGCAGCACUGGUCAGACAGCUCUGUGACAUAUUACAUAUGCAUUGGAAAUAUUUUUAUAUAUUUUAUGUAAUAUUUAUUCCUAUAUAUUACAAAAAUAUAUAGUAUAGCACUCAGAUGGUU
Danio aesculapii is the source of this 1094-nucleotide messenger RNA. RefSeq names its product v-maf avian musculoaponeurotic fibrosarcoma oncogene homolog K (gene mafk). Gene Ontology annotation, biological process: regulation of transcription by RNA polymerase II. NCBI's taxonomy places the organism in Eukaryota, Metazoa, Chordata, Actinopteri, Cypriniformes, Danionidae. Gene Ontology annotation, cellular component: nucleus. Gene Ontology annotation, molecular function: DNA-binding transcription factor activity, RNA polymerase II-specific; RNA polymerase II cis-regulatory region sequence-specific DNA binding. The transcript is spliced from 3 exons. The record is from RefSeq and is a predicted model, not a curated record. Bases 204 to 677 code for a protein of 157 amino acids.